AGUCCUAAUACUGACAGCACACAAUACUCAAAUGGUCCUCUGUCGAGCUGUUGUAAAGCUAUGAGAAGUUGCUUCGAAAAUCGGAGAGGAGACUGUUAAGAGGCGGAAGUGGGGGUGAGUUGCCUCUCUUCAUGUUUGGCUGGAGCUGAUCCAGAAUCAGAUUUAUGAGAGGCAGCUGCUGAGCUCUUGACAGACAGACGAGUGCAGGGAUUCCUGUGUUGCUGCUGCCGCUGCACAGAAGACAGCCAGGCUGCGUGUCAGUGCACAGCACAGUAGCAAGGAUGGUUCGUGAACAAUACAUCAGCACUACAGAUGAGUCUAGUGUUGCUGUUGCAGACUCCAUAUAUAAGAUUGGCAUCUAUGGUUGGAGGAAACGUUGCCUAUAUCUGUUUGUCCUGCUUCUAAUUAUCAUCCUGGUGGUGAAUUUUGGCCUCACAAUCUGGAUCCUAAGGGUGAUGUGGUUCAAUACGGAUGGCAUGGGAUACCUCCAGGUCACAGAAGAUGGGGUGAGGUUGGAGGGAGAGUCUGAGUUUCUUUUCCCAGUUUAUGCGGAAGAGAUUGACUCCAGAGAGCACUCAGCCCUGCUGAUGCACUCCACUGAUAAUGUGACACUGAACGCCCGCAAUGAGAAUGGAGAUGUAACUGGAAGUGUGUCUGUAGGUCCAGGACAGGCCAAGGCAUUUGGGAAACAUUUUAUUGUCAGCUCAAGUGACAAGACUCUGUUUUAUGCUGAUGGAAAAGAAGCGGUUGUGGGAACAGGGAAACUAAGAGUUACAGGUCCUCAAGGUGCGCUGUUUGAGCACUCUGUUGAGACUCCAAUGGUCAAAGCCGAGCCCCUGAAAGACCUUAGGUUGGAGUCUCCAACAAGGUCUUUGAGCAUGGAAGCCCCCAGAGGUGUUUACAUCAAAGCUUUGGCUGGGAAUAUAGAUGCUGAAUCAAGUCUGGAUGUUAUUUUGCAGUCAACCGAGGGUCUUCUGGUUUUAGAUGCUGAAACCAUUCGUCUUCCUAAGUUACCGACAGGUGAAGCAGGAUCACCAGGUGGCUCUCAGGGGCUGUACAACAUGUUUGAAGUGUGUGUGUGUCCCAGUGGCAAGCUGUUCCUCUCCAAAGCUGGGCUCUCCUCUACCUGCAGUGAAAGCCAAGAGUGCUGAAGUCCAGAGCAUCUGUGAACUGCUACUCAUGAGAUAAUAAUUUGGCUGGGCAAAAGGGGGCUGGUCACAGCGUACAUCCUAUGCAAUAUGAUUUUAUAGUGCAAUACGCAAAACUUGUGUAGUAAAUAUGAUUACUGUUAAGGAGCAACAGCAAAACUAUUGUUAGGUGUGUAAACAAAACAUGAAUCUGUCCAGCUUGCUUAAAUGAUUUAAUGAUUUUACAGCAAAAAGUAUUUGUUAAGAUUUAAAUAAACUAAUAUCAGCAAAAGUGUAUGAAAAAAUGAAGAUGGUCCAAGUAAAUCCAGCCACAAUGUGUCUCUGGUUGAGUAAUCUUUUAUAUGUUUUUGUGAGGAUUUUUUUUUUUUUGUGUGUGUACCAAAAAACAAAAUGUGAUGUUUUUUGUGUAAAUAAAGAAUAGAUUUUCUUCUUGGUUGCCUCAGAUAUAGCAGUCAUAUAAUAUAAAAUAUAUGAAUAAUUAAAGUAUGGAAAAUCAUUACCAUAGUAUUAAAAUGUUCUGGGGUAAAAUUUGAAGACGCAAUUUCCCCCAAAAUCAUCAUUAUUGAAAAUAAAAUAACAUUCUUUAUGGGUUCGCUAUGGUUUUAUCUAAUAUUUGAAGGUAAUUUACUAAUUUUAACGGAAGAUGGUUCUACUUGAGACCCCACAGAAAGCAAAAGAUUAACAUUGGGUUUUAAGUUCUAAAUUUUACAAUUUCAAAGUUAAACUUUUAUGGGCAAAACAGACCCCAGUGCAAGUUCAUUGGGGUAUACAUAAUGACACACAGGCACAAGCUAAACUUUUUAUGUACUUAUCAAUCUGAGGAAUGUCUAAAAUCAUCAUUUUUGCCAUAAUUCAGGUAGUGAUCAAUAAAGCAUUGUACAGAUUUCUCUCUUCAUGUGUUCAUAUUUUAGGACAAUGACUCAAUCAUGUAACAACCACAAUGUAAGAUGUUAUCUAGCUUUUUAUUCAAUACUGGUAAUAAUAUCCACAGUUCUUUUUUGGAUUCUUUUUAAAUAACUACAUUUGUUUCUAUGUAUUAGCUGUAAAAUAAACCCAGUUAGUACUGUGUACAUACACAUUUUUAUGGUACAUCUAUAGCAUGGUUUAAUAUUCAUAGAGAAAUUUAACUGAUAGAUUGAUUUAGGUAGUAAAGCUGACAGCAUGGAAGCUUUAAGCCUGAUAUUCCUAAAGCCUAUGUUCUGUUUUACAGUCCAUUGACAGGCCGACUGCAUGACAGUACACACACAUAUGGGGUGAUGUGAAAUUUAUUAGCUCUAUGGCACUGUUGAUAAGAGAUACACUGUAUGACAGAUUAUACAUUGAGAGAGUUAAAAAAUCUGUUGUAUCUGUGAUUGAUUCCAAACAAACAGAGCUGUAAUAAGGCAUGAAAUCCGUAUGAAAGUAAAAAAAAAAAAAAAAAAAAAAAAA
This is a messenger RNA of Silurus meridionalis, 2576 nucleotides long. RefSeq names its product sarcoglycan, gamma (gene sgcg). The transcript has 9 exons. Bases 282 to 1151 code for a protein of 289 amino acids. Gene Ontology annotation, cellular component: sarcolemma; sarcoglycan complex. The record is from RefSeq and is a predicted model, not a curated record. Lineage: Eukaryota; Metazoa; Chordata; Actinopteri; Siluriformes; Siluridae. Gene Ontology annotation, biological process: heart contraction; cardiac muscle tissue development.